GCUAAUGUACAUAAAAAGUGAUAAGCGUCGUUAUUAUUGGCGCACUUAUGACCCACUAGUGCGUGAAGUGUGAUCCCUGUUCUGAAGACUACGAGGGAGAAAUCGAAAGAGAGUUUGUUUUGCGAAGUCCACAAAACCUGACUGUAAGAUGUCAUUGUGUUUGCUUUAAACAAAUCAAAGAUCUUUUGGGAGCGAAAUAAUUCUCAUGAACUAUUUAUCUGAAACAAUAAGUUUUAAGUGAUUGGUUGAAUUACAUUUAUCCUGGAAAUUUAUGCACAGCAUAAUUGAUCAGCCCAGUUGACCCUCGUGAUUAGCGACACAUCGGUUGUACAACGAUGGCGUCUUCCGCCCAAGGAAAUGGAAAUAAAGUACAAGACGAUCCAAAGGGUAAGUAGUCUUUAAAUUUACACAUUUCUUUCGGACUCUUUUAAGAUUUUCUCUCCUGUAUUCUCACUGGGGCGUUCGUUUGUCAUUCUAUGGUUCAAUGGUUCUGCUUUCAUAUGUGCAACGAUAAAUUCUCGUCAGCUCAGUUUUUGUACUGUUAUUGAGUACAAGCUGUCGUAAAGCACAGAACUCGUGCAACGUCACCCUGUUCUUAUACUCUCUUGAAAAACAUUUAUUCGGCAAUGGUUACAAUGCUUGCGUGCACAAUUAGAAACGAAUUCAGUAAGAUUUAAGCAACGCCAACAGACAUGGGCAAAUAUCUGAGACGUCAAAGCUUCUUAGGAGCGAAAAUUGUACGAUUUACUUUUCUUGUGAAUUACCUUGAUUUAAAUUCCGAAACUCAGCGGAAGAAGUGGUAAAGCUUAACCAAAGCUUAACCAAAGAAUUAAAUAUUCACUAAUAUCAUUGAAACGGAAAUGCAUUUUUAUGGCGAAGUGAUGUUUCUGAUAUCAACACAUUAGCAAUCAUUAGAGCUCCUGGUGGUUGAUUCAGGGUAUUUUUACAACAUUUAUUAACUUCCCAUUAACAGAAAGUGCUUAUCUGUGUAGAUGCUUCUAGUGCUGUUCUGUAAAGCUCUCCCGAAAGCGUAAAAAAAUGAGCAAUCAACAGACCGAAAUGUAAAUUUCGCGCUUGACACACUUGAAAGACAGCAAUUAAUUUUGUCACAUAAUUUACCAUCCCAGAAGGGUUUAAGUCAAACUAUUUUCGUAUUUUAAUUUGUUUACUGAUGAAUGAUUGAAUCUAUUGAAUAUUGAUAAUUUGUUCUCUAUCUGCAGCCGAAAACUUGAAACUUCUAGCUGACGUAAACGGUAAUUAUAAGUGUAAUAAUAAUAAUUUGUUUUACUUUAAAUUGGUUAUGGGAUUUUCAAGGUGUAACGAAGGGAAUGCGUGGGAGAGACAGGUGGUAGAGAAAGCCAGUUGAUCUGCAUUCGUUCACGGCAAACAAUUUAAAUUGAUAUCUGUAAUCUAAGCUAUCAUUUCCAGGGUUGAAAAGAGUUCCUUCAAAACAAACAAAAAAACAAAACAAAACAAAACAAAACAAAACAGAAAAACUGGAGGAAGCAUUAUGAAAGUGUUGACUUGAAGGGCUCUAAUCUUAUGUCAAUCUUGCGUGAGGGAAAUGGAAAUCUUGUGUCACGCAAGGGACUUUCCUGAAGCGCUAAAGAAAGAUUAUAACGCCUGGCGAUUUUUAUUCAAAUGCAAAUAUAUUGGCUCAUUGUCCAGGAAGGACUUCGACGGAUCUGGGAGACGUGACGUAGAAAAAAAGCCGAGCAAAGAAAGCUGCUCAGUUAUUCAAAAGAUUUUGUCUGAAGUGGUUUAUAAAUAAUUUAUUCACAAUUUGAUUCGUAAAGUGUGUCUUGGAAAUGGCGGACGAAGAAGAUGGUAAGCAUUUGCGACACGUGGGGUUGUUGUAGUUCAAAGAAUCUUAGAAGAGAAACAGGCUUGUUACUGUUAAUCUGCUGAUUGAAAAGAAAUGUACACUUUGGUUUUGUUUUCUGACUUAUUUUCGCAACCGUGGCGUAUCGUGUAAAGGAAAGAGAAAAUCCAAAAUUACAUUUCAGAUGCAAAAUGCGUUGGUUUUUCAGCUGAACGAAACGUCGCAGGUUUUUGCAAACGUUAGUCUUCGAGAUGGUUUACAACUGAACGAAAAAACGGGUCAGGCGUGUUAGAACUUGACCCGCGGACUAAAUUCGCCUUCUCGGUCAGCGAAAACGUGUUUACCUCUGGCGAAAAUCAUGAACUUUAAACUUGUUCACCGCUAUUUGCUGUACGAUAACCGCAUUACCUCAAUGGGUGCUGUUUAUUUGAACAGGUCAUAGUUUACAACUCACUGGUUCAUGCACACUGUUGUUUUCAAUUUAUUACGCCAUUUUAGUUUGGCAGUCGGUCACGUAAUUUAUUCAACAUGUCUUGUUUUUAACGCAUUUUGCUGGUGAUAAUGUUGUCGUUAUCCUGACUUGAACCGUCUUUCAGGAAAGACGUGCGAUUGAUUUAUUUGUCAGUAAUAUAGAUUCUGGUCGAAACUUGGAAUUUGUCAAUAUAAGAAUACCUGAACGCGCCCCCACUAAAGUUAGGAUUUAGAGGGAGUUUAUUGCGGGUGUCUUUGAGGUGGUUCAUAAGCAAAUAUUUUCAGAACGUUCUUGGUAACCAAACCGAGUAGCACCUCCUAUUUGGAAUUUGUUUGAGUGAGAUAAAAAGCGAUGAUGGAGAAGCGCUCUUUUUGUACUCUUCUGAGCAAAGUAUAGCUGUUCAAAAUUUCACUGAAAGCGAGAGGAAAAGUUCGAAUUUCAACAUCGGUCAUUAGUUAUGGUCACGAAUGUGUUUUCAGAGCCUUUUGGAUUUUGGUAGUUUUCGCUGAUAUGAAAAUUCAAGCCAGUUAAUUGGACAACUUCAGGAUCAUAAACAUUUGUCAACACCUGUGCAGGAUGUCAGAUAGCUGGCUCUUCUUGUUCUCAUCUGUAUUUGUCCACUUUUAGACAUCAGACCUUUGUUGAGUGGGUUCUUGAUGAAGGGAGUUUUCUGCAUGAUGUAGUCUAAAUGAUAAUGAGUGUCCAUUGUUACUUUCAAGAGAUUCGUUUCCUAAAAAAACAAAACGCGGUCAAAUGACCUUUAAGUAUUGACAUAAAUGCAGGAUUUUUUUCCUUUCAGUCUUGAACUGAAGGACUUUUUAUUGUUUAAUAAUAUUUUUGAGACCAAAAUGCUAUAAUAUUUAUAAUUAUUCAAUGUUUUUUUGUCUGUGUUGGUUAUGCCAUCUGGAUAAGCUUCUGAUAGUCAGUUAUCCCCCUAAAGCACACACAGUCAUUCUUUCCUACAGACUGAUAUCACCAUUUUCACUACCACAUGACUUUCAAGAUAAAAUUUGAAGUUGAUUUAUCCAAAGGGAAAGUCACUUCAUCAAAUUAAAGUGAUUAAAGGCCAUAAUGGUGGCAUUCAUGCAUAAAUUGUCUGUCAAAUCCUGAAAAUUAGAGUUCUACUUGCUAUGCGGGUCACACUUUCCUUUGAUUUAUUUCACUUUUAUUAUAAACUGGUAUAUGGCAGUGAAUUCUUUAUUUUUAAAAUUAUUUGUUAAUUUAAAGUAAGUUAAUUUACAUGAAAUGAACAGAUGCUGAAUAUUUGUGUAUACAAGUUAAUGUUAAAACCAUAUUCUUAAAUUUCCUACAACUGUCCAGUGUUUUCCACAUGUAAAGAAUAUUGCUUUAUUUUAAUCCAACAUUUUGAAUCCCUCUUUUAAAGGAAAGAAAAACAAAACUACAUUCAAAGGACCCAUUUCAGACAGGUAUUUAGAGUUGUAAUGAUAUAGAGUUGGACCUCUCUAAUAUGGACACUGAUGGGACAGAGGGUUAUGUUGAUGUGAUGGAGUUGUACAUUUUACAGAGGUCACUUGGGUGGUGGCAACAUUGUAACCCCUGACAAAUUUUGAAGUGUUGGGUAACUGAGAAGAAGCAUACACCCUGCUGCAAAGUUUUUUUAAAGACAUUUUCCAAAAAGGAGAACAAAACAAACCACAACCCAGUGGAAAAUACAUACUGUGCAUUUUGUUUCUUAAUGCUUAGCUCCAGUGAAUUAAAGGAAGAUGUUUAAGUUCUUCAUAUAGGAAAUUUUAUCACAUGCACAAAUUUAUAUAUCUCCUUAUCAGCAGAAUAGAUGCAAAAUAGGUAAAGGGUUUAAUGAUAUUUGUUAUCCUGGGUUCAAAAUUCAGUGUUGGUUAUUGUCAUGUCACAGGGUCUGUAUUCGAAUAAAGAAAGGAUGGCCUGCAUUGCAUGAUAGUUUUGAAAAGCACCAUGAAAUGGCUGGUUUUUUUUUAACAUAUUGCUUCAUAAGGUGCAAGAAUAAGGAGCUUAAACCCUUGUCCUUAUAUUUCUGAGGGUAGGAAUAUCUAAUUAUGUCCAUAAACCCUGAUUAUUUCUCAAAUCUAACUUUAUGAACUCUUUUGUUAUCUUAUGUUUUGUGUAGGUCAUGCACGGACAUUCCCUGCUGUAUUCUGUUUGUGGCAUAUAUUGUUGGCAUGGUUGUUGUAGGAAUUAUUGGUAAGCAUGGAGUGGAAAAGUUUUCAGUUUUACUGUUGGAGUUGUAAUGGUUUUUCAUCAUAUAUUUAUCCAUGUGUUUUGACAUAAAGACCUGUUAUACAAAAAAAUUUGCAAAUUCUAAAUUUUGUUCUUUACGUUUACACUCUAUAGCUUUCAAAGAAGGAGAUCCUGAUAGACUUCUGUUGCCACAAGAUUCGCAAGGUAUUUGAGUGCUCAAGAAAUGAAAUUUUAAUUUUCAUCUAGAGCUGAAGCCAUGGGUGGUGGAUCAAACAUGCACCUGUUAUCAUCAUCAUCACUAUCAAUAACACAUUAGUCAACAUGUAAAAUAAUAUAACAAGAUUCUUUACAUCAAAAUUUUAAUUUUCAUCUAGAGCUGAAGCCAUGGGUGGUGGAUCAAACAUGCACCUGUUAUUAUCAUCAUCACUAUCAAUAACACAUUAGUCAACAUGUAAAAUAAUAUAACAAGAUUCUUUACAUCAAAAUUUUAAUUUUCAUCUAGAGCUGAAGCCAUGGGUGGUGGAUCAAACAUGCACCUGUUAUCAUCAUCAUCACUAUCAAUAACACAUUAGUCAACACGUAAAAUAAUGUAACAAGAUUCUUUACAUUGACUUUUGCACCAAGUACUAACUAGUAUAAUGCUGUAGAAUGAUUAUUCUUCUGGAGAUGAUGUGAAAUUGUAACAUUCUAUGUCUUGGAAUUACUCUUUUGCAGGAAACAUUUGUGGAAAAGAUAACUAUGUGUAAGUUAAUGAAUGAAGUGUAUUGUGUGUAGGGUGAGAACGUCACUCAUUAGAAGACAAGGUUAGGAGACUAGAAUGUCUUGGAAAUUAACCUUUUAAUAAUUGUUGGGUAGUUAUUAACCAGUUCAUUCCAUUUGUCAGCUCUCAUACUAUUUUCAUAAGGGGAGAUGGAAAAAUGUGAAAGAUAUCUUUCUUUAUAUUUGUGGCCUUGACAGAACUACACUUUUGGCUUGAAGGUUUUUUGUAGCUGAAAAUUGAUAGAAAAAUUGUUUCAGCAACAUAAGGCAAGUUUUGAAAGGAGACUUGCACAUGUUUUAUCUGAAUUUUGUUGUGGUUUGGUGCAUGUGAGAUGUGAGACCCCUCCCCCUUCCCCCUAACUCUUUUGCCUUUUUAACUUUCAACAAAACAUGGUACCAGAAUGCACCAUGGAGAUGGCAAAUAUGUCUUACUGUAAUUGUUGAGCUGUAGCCUGGACUAAAUGUUUUGAACCAUUUUGUUGAAAAAUCAAUAGUUAUGAUGUUCUGUUGCUAACCAUUCCCUCAACAAAGUAGCUUUAAAAGUUGACAGUUUCACCCAAAAUGAAUGGAAAUUCAAUAUUAGAUAUAAGCUCAAAAAGACAUCUUAAUUGCCUUUAAUUUAAGUGCUUUGAUCAAAAGUUUUUUCCAAUACACACGCUUCAAUUUUUUGACUCCCUCUUUUCUUCUAUCUUCUCUUUCUAGGGAUAAAAAAUAUCUGCUGUUCUUUGACAUCAGUACUUGUGCCACAAAGGGUGGAGACUUUACCAAAUAUGUUACAGUUCCUUCAUGUCCCACUCCACAGGUGAUUGUUGUACAACUUACUGUUCAUCAGCCUAAGGGUUUUUGUUAACCCUUUAACUUCUUAGAGUGACUAGCAUCUAAUUUCUCCUUACAAUACCAACUAAAGCAGCUCUUGAUUGCUACAAUUAUUCUCCUUGACAGCACCAUAGGAAAUGCGUAGAGACAAGUGUGGAGAAUAUGCAUACUGAUGUUAGGGUGUAAAUGGUUAAAGGAGAAAUAUGUCUCAAAUCCAUUUGUCUCUGCUUUUGAAAAAUAUUAACUGCUUAUCACAUUUGGGAUUAUAACAUAUCAAUAAGCCAACUAUUGGUAAAUUGUCUUCAGAUGUGGCAAAAAUUCUUGUGGUGAUUCUGCCAACCUGAUUGCUCACAAAAUCACAACUUGCAGUUCACAACAACAUAUAGUUGCUGCGGAUAAUGUGUACUAUAGGUAUUGUCAACCAAUAUAUUGGCCAAUAUAUCAACCAAUAGAUUGACUAUCCGCCAAUGUAUCCCCUGAUGUAUCUUUUCAAUGUUGCUUACUAUAUUAGUCAAUUGUUUGUUAAAAGACAGAUCCACUAUCCAUCAAGACUUGGUUGAUAUGUUGACUGAAAGGUGGUUGAUAUGUGGCGUGUGGAGUGUUGCUGGUUUUGCCAUCAGAUUUUAGUGAUCUCUUGGUCAGGUGUUGGCAAUCUAUUGGUCACGUGUUGGUGUAUUGGUGGUCAGAAAUUGAUAGAUAACUAUUCACAGCCUAUUCUGGCAUAUAGCACAUGACAAUUCUUGACAGACUUAAAUCUUAACUUCUUCCACUGACUACCUUAGUCUGGAAAAUUUCCUCUUCCAUAGUAAAAUCAACAUCAUCCAUGAUCUGUAAAUGAACAAAUGCAACACAACAUCAACUCUAUUUGCCAUAAAAUGCUCCUCACAAAACCAAACAGAUCCAUGCAAAUUUGUGUGUGAUAGUAAUAAAGAAGAUCAUAUGCACAAUUAGAAACUGUGAAAAAAAAAAAAAAGAGUUAUAGCUCUUGGAGACAUUUUUUCAACUUUCAUUAACCUUUCCAGUGAUUCUUAUUUCAUUUGUUGCAAAGUGGCUUGACCGUCAGUGAAGUAUAUAUCAACAUGCAUCAAUGUUGACAGACCUCAGACUGACAAUUGGCAGGCUUUUGAUUGAUAGUUGAUUUGUAUUUGGUGAGGUGUCAGUGAAGCAUCAGUGACACAUCAGUGAAGUAUAGACAUUUUUCAACUGAGAUAUUGAAUAACUCGUGACUGAUAUGUACUGACCAACUGUCAACCAAUCACCAAGUGCCUUUCAAGCAACUAUUGACCAACUAUCUGUUGACCACCAUAUCAACCACUACAUUGACUGCUAUAUCGACCUGAUACUACCUAUAGUACACUUGAUCCAUUAGUGCUCUGGUUAGAACAAAACAGUCAUAAUCAUAGCAAUAAUGAGCGAGAGGGAGAUGUCUGUUGAAACUUCUUAGUCUUUUGGUAGCUCAUAAAAAUAUUAUGGUUUAUUAUAACUUGAUGUUAAAAUGUUUUAAUCAAAAGUAACUUGAACAAUUUUUCCUUUGUUCCAAGAACAGUGCUGUAGUCCUUAAACAUACAUAUUGAACUUAAGUGAAAUAAUUUUGACUUACAAGAUAAACAUGUACAAUAAUCUCGAAGAGUAAAAUCAUUACUUGUCAACAAGUCUUAAUUAUUUCUUCUUACUUGUAUUUUUUAUGAUCCUUUCUGUCCAUUUGGUAGGUUUGUGUUAAAUCUUGUCCAGGGGAAAAUAAGCUAGGGUAUGACCCAGAACCAAGUGAUAUGGUCUGCAAAGAAGGAGUUGAGACUGUUACCAAGGUAAUGUUACAAAAACACAAAAAAAAUUAUAAGUUUUGAAAUUGUUAACUUAACUAUUUAUUCCAGAGACUGUUGAAAAAAGAUUAUAGGACAUGUAUCUUGUAUAGCAACAUUGGGCUAAUGAUUUUUUAAAUUUAGAUUAAGAUUAUCAUCAGUAGUUAGUCUGGAAAUAUAGAAUAAAUUGCAUAGCUCCUAAGAACUAUUCAUCCUCAUUUGAAUAUUGAGAGACCACUUUUGAAUUAUCCCAUGGCUAAUGGGAUAAGUAUUUCAAGUAUUAUACAUGUAUGUGGAGAUAAUUCUCUGCCCUUUGUAGAUCUAUUUGCAUUAUGCAAUUGUGUGUCGGCCUUUGUUUUUGGACCAAAAUUGUGGCCUCUCAAGGUAUGGAUCUGCCACUGAUUGGAACCCUGAAUUUACUCCUUUUUGAAAGAUGGCAAUCAUGGGCCUCUUUUCCUGAUCAGUAAUAAAUCACUGGUAUUGACUGAUGCAGGAAACUAACCAAAGGAUGGCGGGUUGAGCCAGCUCUUGGAGAUAGUCCUAAUAAAUCUCUUCAAUAAAUUGUGGUGUAAUCAUAAUUAAUCCUUUUUCUGUUAAUGAAAAUAAGCUAUCUUUGCCUAAUGAGGAUAGAUUUCUUUGGGCAUGUUGAAUCACCAUCAUUAUAAGGAAAAUCAAAUGGUAUAUGGAUUGGUAAAGAGCAAUUAACUUAGCAAACAAAUUUAACCUAAUUUUUCAAAAUGCACAAAUUGUGACUGGGCCAUUGGACACCCACCUAUACCACUGAGAUAUAUUUAAUGUCUGUCUUUGUAAGGAAUAACUCUGUUAUUUUGUUGUGGUAAUCAAACUGGUUCUUAUUUUAUGAUCAUAAUUUUUACAGAGCAACAGAAAAGAAUUGGUCCUACAAGGAAAAUGUGCACCAUACUAUUUGGCUUCAAAGCCAGGUUAGUUCACUUACCAGGCAUAUUCCAGUUGGUCCAAAGCUGCAAUAAGUUAUGCAUCCCAAAGCACCUAUCUUCCACAGUUCAAUAGAAACUUAUUUGAAUAGUAGUAUUAAUUUUGUAAUCAAUUCCAUAAAGAACCCAUUAAAAUGUCUCUUGUACUCAAGAAAUAACUUCUUUAACUGGAAUUAAUUGUGAGGAUAAAAUUAACUUAGCCAUUCCACUUCCAAGAUCUCAUUGGUAAUUCUCCUGAUUUUCUGCUAUAAAAUUGUGAUACAAGUUUGAUAUUAGUUCAGAGAAUGUGGUAUUGGAUGGACUAAAAAUCCCCUAAUGUACAAUUUUCUUUAUUCUUAUCACUUGUCUGCUUGAUAUUGUAUUGAUAUUAUAAGGAAAAUUCUUAAAAGGUCUUAUUCACACAUAGGAGUUGAAAGGUUGAAACUCAUGUCCCUACGUUGUCUUGCUAUGUUUUGGUUACAUUUAGGAAUGUUUAAAAUGGCAUUAGUUCUGUGAGCUUUACUUCAGAUACCACUGAUUCUUGUGAUUUUACAUCUGUUUAUAGUUUUGUAUCGAUGCAUACCAACCUUGGCAACUGACUUGCUUGCCAACAGCUCAUUCAUAACAAAUCUUGCUGGAAAUAACAUAACCAAAUCAGUCAUUGAAGCUGGAUUACAGUGAGUUCACAGUUUAUAUCAAUGAUUAUUUCCCUUCUGGUAUUACCAGCAUUUCUUGAACUCGUUAUUUCAAGUGAUUUGUUUUCAUAAAUAUCAUCUUUCAAGACUUCAUUUUUUAUGCACAAGAAAGUACCGCUCUAAGAUGAUUCCUCAAUACUGCACCAUUUACCUUGCCUUGCACAUUUUGGCCAUAACAAAUAGCUAUAAAAAAAGUGUGUACACAAGAUUAGAGUCAGACAAUUUUAUUUCAAAAUAAGUUUUGUCACUAUCAGACUGGUCCUUUGUCACAUGUCCCUAAAUGACAUGUUGAUUACUUAAAGCCUAACAUACACAUUUGAUGUCCAUUUGUUAAUUGUUUUAUUGGUAAUUUCUCUCCUUAACUCCAUAUCCUUCAAAGAUUAAGAAUUAGAAGCCAGUGGUAACUUUGUUUUGUAUAUUAACAAUCUAUGGAUCCAUCUAAGGUUUUGAUAUUUUAUAAUUUGACAAAACAUUUCAAAUUAUUGUAAUUGUUUGUAGCUUCACUCUAAACUAUCAUUUUCCAUGUUUUUUUCAUUUUCAGAGGCCUUCAAUUUCUUUUAAAUGCACAAAAUUUUGGAAUGUCGGUAUGUACAUGUUUGUCAGCAUAGAGGAUAAAAAUUAGCUUUUCAAUAAUAACUGUUUUUAAUAUUAUUAUUAUUAUUAUAUUAAUAAUAAUUUUAUUAUUUUGUUUUAAGGUAAUCGUAGGUUGUAAGUUUGUUCUGUUUUGUCUUUUUAUUAUUUGUUUAGAUAUUUGAGGACAUUAAAGCUGUAUGGCACUGGUUGUUAAUGUGAGUCAAACAUUUCCAAUGUGUAAUAUGUUGUAUGUCAAUGAUGAUUCUUUUUCCAAUACCUCCUUUUACUAGUUCAGGUGCAAGUGUGAUCAUGGGUUACUUUUAACUGCUACAUCAAGCUGUAAUUUGUUGCAAUUGAAAAUAUAAAACCAAAUUGAAUUUAUACGUUAUCAUCAGUUUUGAUAGACAUGUUGGUAUCAUGAUUGUUAAAUAUAAUUUAGUUUGUUAUUUAAUGGUGAUAUUUAUUGUAUCCAGUUUGACAAACAAGCUUUAAAAAUAUAUAUCUUGAAUAAUAUGUUUUUCUUUCAGAGGGAUGAUACUGGUUUUAGUACUUGCAUUUAUCUACAUUCUCAUCACAAGGUAUUACUUUAGUCAGAUGGUGUUUCACAGUGAUAUUGUUUGUUUCAUUAUUAUCAUUGUUAUGAUACUGAUAAGGAAAUCAUAAUCAUUAUUGUUACUACUGUUAUCAUUCUUUUACUUGUUGUUAUUAUUACUACUAUUACUACCAUUAUCAUUAUUAACCAUGAAUGUCCAUGAGAUGACCAUGGUUGUCAGGUAGUUAGUCAGAAAUUACUUUCUGGACAAGUUUAAGCCCUAUCUAGCAAGGUUUAACCUCUUAGAUGGAAUAAGCUGCUGAACCACAAAAAAGAUAAUAACAGAAUACAAUUAAAAAUGAUUCUUAAUAAAUUUUAGCUAGGGCUGGUUAAAUGUUGGUGUGAAUAUGUCUUUAAGGUAACAUUUAAAUAAGUUUGGGAGAAAAAAAUUAUCGUUAUAAUGUACAAUUUGGAGAGUUUCAUGGUUGUUCAUUUAAGUGUGGGCCCUGUCCAACAGGGUUUGAUCUCAUUAAUUGUAUGUGCAGGGGAAAAAAUUUAGACCAGGCUCUCAGGUAUGGCUAAUGUGAUACAUCAUUUUCCAAGGAGUCCAACAGAAAUGGUUUAAACUAUUUUAAGGUUCAUUCAUGGAUAUCGGUGAUUAAAUUCAUUUACAAAGAAAAUCAUAGAAAAUGAUGUGAAAUAUGAGGUGGAGAAAGUCCAAGUUAUGCUGGUCUUGAAAAAUGUAUAGUGAUUUGAAAAAUCACCAUGGCCUUGAACUUUACAGAGGGUAAGGAUAGGGCUGAUAAAUGUUACAACUUUUGUGUUGCAAGUAUUAAAUUUUCUAACCUGAAGUAUUUGAAGAUGUUGAAGGUAUUUUUUAUUUUUACAGAUGGAUAACAGGCCCUCUCAUCUGGUUCAGCAUCAUUGCUGUCUUUGCCUUGAUUAUUUAUGGUAUAUUUUUAGUCUCAGUUUGUUUAAUUGUACCCAGAACUUGUAUUCGUAUAUGUGCUUGUUUAUAUGUAAACCUUAUACAAUGGUUUAACAUUAAUUAUGGAUCCAAGAUAUUUUUGCAGGUUGUGCCACUCUUUUCUGAGUUUUGUUGGGGCAAGUAAAGUACAGGCAUUGAGUAAAAUGUCUGCUUGUAUUACAUGUUAAACCAUUGAAUAAGGAAAUUAUAUUAUUUCAUUAUUAUUUUAUUUUCUCAUAUUUCUGCUUCUAGUUUCAAAAUACAUCCUACUGCCUUAUUCCAGUAUGGUAUCAAUGGCAUAAAGUGUGUGCUAAAGACAAAAAAAAAAACAAAAACAAAAACAAAUUAAACCAUUAAAGUGUUGGUUAUGACAGACAAAAAAACUCAAUGACUAAAAAUUCACUCCUUAUAAAUUAUGGCGAAGAAGUACAGAAUCUCCACCAGUGAUUUGCUUUCAAAGGAAGGGGAACCCAUUUUCCUGGAUCUGCUUGUAAUAAUGACAGCACUCUUUUUUUCUCCAUUCAGGGAUGUACUUUUGUUACAGCAAGUACAAGUUCUUAAAAGAUUCUGGCACUAGUAAAGACUUUGAGCUUAAAUUUACCCUGAACUUGGACACGUACACUCAGUCAAAAGACACCUGGCUGGGCAUUGGUAAGCAAACAGCUGUCCUUUCUUUCCUUGCAAUAAUCACCAUAAGCUUGCAGGGCUGUAAGUAUUGUUAUCAACAGUGCUCUCAUUGUUGGAUUCUGAGUCAGUAGAACAAUGUUUAAGCAGAAAGCAUGAUUGAACAAUAGUUAUUGGAGAUCAACUUGUAAGAGGUAACUGAUUUGAGAGAGAUGUGGAGAACAGGAAUUGCAAUAUCACCCUUUUCCCCUAUUUCUUACUUUGCUUGUCUUCUACCCUUUGAAUUACUCCUUACUGAAAGUCUGUGACUGUAUUUAUAUGAUAUCAAGUUGUUGUGUAUUGCCAGGUAUUUUCCUGACUAUUUUGUUGGUCAUCCUCCUGUUGAUUGUUCUUGUCCUGCGCAAAAGAAUCCAGAUUGCUAUUGCCAUGAUAAAGGAAUCCAGCAAGUAUGUUGAGUAAUGGAUCUGUAUUCCAAUGGUUGGUUUUCACUUUCACUUGCAAAGAAUCCUUUUUUUGAAGCAUAAAGUAUUUCUUAGAUGUCUGCCUCAAAUCUAGAAAGUUAGGCAUAGACUUAUCUUGUAGUGGUAAAGAUAUAUCUAUGUGUUUCAUGGGUCCUCUAUCCCUGUUACUUCUACAUUUAUUCAAUGAUGUGUGGGUCAGUUAAGUAUUUUGAAAAGUUAAUACUGGGUUGAGAGUUAUUUUCCCUUGAGAUAAAUCAAAAGAUGAAGGGCUCUAAAUACAGGCCACAUUCAAAAAAGUUUCCUCACUUGGAGGCAACUCAAGGUUUUUACAAAACUCUACAUUUAAAUCAUAUUGCUUGUCAUUGAAUUGAUAUAUCUUGCCUAUUAUUUUGUAUAACAAAUAGAUUUAAGUACUCUUAGCUACAUUGUAUCUCCUUUUGGUUGUAAUUUCUUUGUUUUGACUUGUUAUUUCAAGAGCUGUUUCAGCAAUCAAGACAUCUUUGUUCUUUCCGAUUAUUCCAUGGCUGCUCCAGCUUGCUCUGUUUGCCUGGUUUUUGGGUGUUAAUGUGUAUCCUUCACAUAGGAAUGACAAGAAAGCUAAAGCUGAUCAAAUGGCCGCAUUUUAAUUACUGUAAUCAGACAAGCCUUUUUUCGUGUCUUUGUGGUAACUUGCUUCACCUUUACUGGAAAGUAUAGAGUGCUUUUUUAUUGAUUAUCAUAAAAAAACAAAGUAAUUACAAUGGCCAGUGGCCAGUCAGAAGAGGUACAAAGCCAAUAGGAACUAAUAAUAAAAACAAGUGAACUGCCUAAAGGGUGAGGAAGCGUGUAAACCAAGCCAUGAUUGGUGUCAGUUUUGCAUCUGAUUGGUUGAGAGAGUGAAUUUUCUUGACCAAUUAGAAAGCAAAGGAAAGAAAAGCUAAGGAAAUGCUGAAUUACUUUUGAUACUCAAUUGAAAAUUGCUCUGUUUUACAAUACAAGUUCACUCUGUUUGAAUGACUUAGAAAAUGAUUAGUUGACACCAAUGCACAGUCAGCACUGUGGCCUCUUGUCACAUCCACAACCACACCACAGCCACACCACAGCCACAUUACAGCCAUAUUUUAACUUUGUAUGUUGCACAACAGAAUGAAGAUCAUUGCCAUUUCUCUGCUAAUCUUAAUCAUAAAUUUUAUCACACCAACAGGUUAUCGUGCUUUUCUAACGUUGGUUUUAUCAUAAUGCAUUUGCUCUAAUGAACUUUGUCUCCAAACUAAGCCUCAAUAUCAGGUCACUUGAAUUUGUACUUGGUUACUACAUGUAUCAUACAAAAAGAGUUUUGUGUAGGAGACUGAUGUCAGUUAGGGAUAGCUUCCUAUAAGAGCUGCUGGUGUUAUGAUCCUUAAUUGAUAUGUAGUUAUUUGGUGACCAAUGGAAUACCUGAGUAUAAGGUAAUCGAUGUUCCCACAGGUGGUGAUAAAUACAACUUGACAAACGAGAGUAACUGUGACCCACAGGUAAGAAAUGCAGUCAGUGAUAAAGAUCAGUUUUGACUAGUUUGCAGUCUAGCACAUUAGCCACUUAAAACUUCAUCUUUAUCACUUCCAUCACUUUUAAACAUUGUUUUCGUAUCUCAAUAACAAGCCAUAACUUUUGAAGUGAUUAGGAGUCAAAAAACAAACAAACAAACAAACAAACAAACAAACAAAAACAAACCGAAAUGCUUGAAGUAAUAGACUUCUUUCGCUUGUAAGAAUACAGAGAACCUUUUUCAGUUGUUAGAGAAUUAAUCAACCAGGAUACGGAGUACUACCACAAUACUUCUCCUGGAUGGAUUGUUAGCCCACAAUAGACUACCUCCCAGCCUUUCCUCAGGUUUUGUUGUUAGUUCCCCUUUCUUGCAGGGAGAGGGAGGAGGUAGGCACAUCUCGAUUUCUCCCUAUUCGGGUUUCUAACCAACCAUUUGGGCCACAGCUUCUCGUACUUUCUAUUAUUGUAGGAAGUAGUGUGUUGUUUAUUUUAAACAUGUUAUAGAUACCUGUAAAUGAUGAAUUUAACCCCAAGCCCCCAAAUCAUUGAAGAGUCACCCUGUCCUAAAAACUUGCUCUAAAUAUUGUUUUUGAAUUAAGCAAUGAAUCUUUUCAGAAAGUUAACCGAUUCACAUUUGAAGUGUGAUUGGAAAUACGAGGAAUUUAGUAAUUUAUUUCGUAACCGUUUUAUUUUUUGUUUUUCCUCGUUUUUAGACUUUUGAAACUGAUCAUCCCAACACCAGUGCAAGUUGUGUUAUGGCUGGAUAUAAGGAAAAUGUGUAAGUGUGUGAGAUUGCGACUAGGCUUAACCUGUUUACUUGUGUUUUGUGUCGAAUGUGUACAUUUUCAUUUAAAAAGUUGGUUUUAGUCAUUGGGGUUUGCCACAUUCUUAUUAAUCAACUUAUUGCCAAUGCUGAGGUCACUAACGUUGCAAAAAUACAGUAACUUGUUGUCGCACUGAUCUGUGUUGUCAUUUUUUGUUUUGUAAAUAGUACUUAUUUUAUCGUCGCAUAGAUAGCCAACAAGCGAUCUAGAAAAGCACUAUUCACAUGUUAGGUAUACCGUAUUCAAUUGAUGAAACAUCGCCCUUGAUCAAGUACUGCGUCUUGCCAUGCAGCGCUAUUCAAUAAAUAAACCUAAAACACUGAUGCGACACAACUUUGUCUGUUUUCCUUGAAAAACGAUUUUUUUUUCUGAAAUAUCGAACGAUGCAGCUCUUUACCUUAAAUUCAGGCGGGAAAGGGACAUUUAAAUUAUAGUACACAUAGGGCAACCUAGUGCGAAGCGUAAUUCCAUUUUUCCACCGAAACGAGACAUGUCUUUCAUUUCACAUUUUCGUAUCGUAGUUUAUGGAAAUAUGAUGAACGCCGCCCCUGUAUCUGACUGGUGAAAAAACAAUUAAAUGCCUUGGCGCACAUACAAUGAAAGGUUGACAAGUGAUUGUUGAAAAUAGUUAAUGCUCUUCACAUUUACAUUUACCAUAUUACGAGCAUUCCCUCUCUACGAGGCCUAUAUGCUCGGAUAUAUGAUCACGAACUGUUUUUUCACAACUAGGGCACUGGAUCAAGUGAAUAGGGUAGUGAUGUUAUGGUAGACUACGAGCGGUUUCUCCUUUUCAAAGAGGUCCGUCGUGCGAGGAAAAAAAAGGAGCGAAAAAAAAAAUUGAUUUUAGUGCGCCGCGCGGCACUCUUGGAGUGAGGCUCACGUAAUGAAUCCAAAAAGAAGGGACUGCUCGUGGUCUAUUGUUAUGGCUACGUAGUUCUUUAAAGUAACCAUUAAUUGUUUCUUUUCACAGACAUCUGUUUCGUAUGCAAGUUUACCAUUUCUUUGGCUGGUUGUGGAUCAUGAACUUUAUCAUUGCCCUUGGUCAGUGUGCACUGGCUGGUGCAUUUGCUUCAUGGUAUUUUGCCUUCCACAAGCCGGAUGUAAGUAUAUUGGCCAAAUCAUUUUUAUGAAAUUUGUCUCCUUACUUAUUACGAAGCCGAAUUAUAGGUGCAGGUUUAUAAGUAGGGUUUUCAACUUAUUGAGACUGCUGACGGCUGAGGUCAAUUUGUGGUUGAAGCACUUUAGGAUGAAACAUAACGGAUCUUAGUCCAGAUAGAGAGAAAUUUGUCUUGGACAGUUUCAUGCAGUUCAUGAAUUUGUUUUUCCUUGCUAUUAGGAUGUUCCUUCACUCCCAAUCCUUAAAUCGUUCUGGCGCACCAUAAGGUAAUGUUCAUGUUGCUUUCUACAAGAUAGUGUCCAAUAUGUUUUGAACCUGAAAACUACCGCAUUACUAAGAUGUCCAUUGUCAACAAUAUUGUAGUAGGGUCUAUUCUAGAGCACGACUUCACGGGAUUCCUGCAAUGUGAAAGAAAUGCCGCAAGUUUAAAGGGCGCAAGGAAUCGUGCCCAAGGAAUCGUGCACAAAGAAAAAUACUUCUUUUUUUUAAAUUAAUAAUUGGAAGCCAUGACUGACAACAUGAUUUAUUCGAUAGCUCCUAUAUCGCCUGUAACUAUCUCAAUUGUCUGUCUUUCUCUUUAACUCUAAAAAUACAUUCAAAAAUUUUGGGGUACCCCUCCUUUGAGCCCCUUUCUUAAAAAAAGGGCCCUUAAAAUAAAAGGAAAGAGCCCAUUGAGGGCCCUCUUUGGCCAAUUUCUAGAAUAAACCUUUAUUUAGUAUACUAGUGUAGCUUUAAGGCUUAAUCAGUCUACUAAAGCAAUAAGAGAGAGAAACAUAUUUAUUUGUUUGAAAUUGGACGUAAUAAUUCUACCCUUGGCCCAAUCAUGACCGCUUUUGUUCAGACAUUAUCUAAAAUCCACCAAGUAAGAAGCCUACAAUACACCCUCUUCCUAUCUUCUUUGGGAAUUUUCCCCAAGAGACGAGCUAACUUCAAACGAUGUUUUUUAUCAGGUACCAUACUGGGUCGUUGGCCUUCGGAGCUGCAAUCAUUGCCAUUGUCCAGUUUAUCAGAGCUGUGUUGGAGUACAUUGAUCACAAAGUUAAAGGUACGUUUGAUUACCGUACAACCUCUUUUACAACUCUGUGGCUUUCCUCACACAGUUUUGUGAGACCUCACUCUGGCUAAAAUGGUGUGAUUUGAUAUUUUUUGAAAUCUUAGAGUCUGGCCAGGAUAGCAAGAUUGUCAAGUUCAUUAUGUGGUCAGUAUACACUUGAUUUUCAAGUUCACUGCCGUCAAACUCAAAUGUGUUUAGUUCUCUCGCCAAAUUGUCUCCCUCUCUAGAGUAAAGUUCUUAGUUACUUCUUUAAAUAAUUACUAUUUUUUUCGUUUUCUCUACGUGGGAACGAAAAGAAAGGACUGCUUAUUGGUUUUUUUUGUUUUCUCUUUCUUUUUCUCAUCAAAUUGGUAAAUUUCUGGAGGGAAAUUUUUUAAUGUGAUGAUUUUUUUGUGUGUAGCUGUUGCAAGUGCUGUUUCUGGUGUUUGGAAAAGUGCCUGAAGUUCCUCAACAAGAAUGCUUACAUCAUAGUACGUUGGAUUAUUAGUAGUCACUAUCUUAUUGCAUAAAUGUAUAAUGUUAGCUAAUAAAACUUAGACAGAAUGGAAUAAAAAAUAUAUCCGAAAUGGCGAAUCGUAAAACUUAUGCGUCGAUGGUAUUGGAGUUGUCUUUUGCAACGGAAAGGAUAUUUGAAGUCAAAAAAAAAUGUGACUCUUGCACUCUCUACACGAGAGUGAUGAUACGAAAUGGAAGAAGAACAUAUAAAGUUAAAGAUAAGAUAUGCUUAAACAGAUUUAAGCGACAGGUAAGACUGUAUGAUUAAAAUUUAAUUUUCAAAGAUUCACUGCCUCUGACCCAUCUACGUUGUCCUCAACAAACGUAAUAUUUGGUGUCAAGAUUGCUUAUCACUUGUUGAAAUGAAAAAAAAAAAUGAAGACUAUAUAACAAGACAGCGGUUUGAAAAGACAUCAUAUUAAGUUAAGAUUAGACCAAUAUGCAUACUCCUUUUUAUUAAACGUUCUGUUGUUUAAUGAAGAUUGCCAUCAAAGGAAAGAAUUUCUGCGGUGCUGCAAAGGAAGCCUUCAUGAUCCUGUUGGAGAAUGUUCUAAGGUAAGACAGACUACAUCAAUAGGUCACCUCCAAGCUCUACAGACUUUUCUCUUCAAAAUUAGAUCAAGCGUGGAACAUUUCCUCAAUGAUGUUAUUUCCACCAGUACGAAAAUAAUCAUUUUUAUUAAAGGUUUCCUGGCAUACUUUUUCUCGCUUUAAAACAGAGACGUAGGUUGUCUUGGAACUGUUUUUUUUUUGUGUGCUAUUUAGUGAUAGAGACUUAAGUGGAGGUCAAUGCAAUUGAAAUUCAACGUAAUGUGACGAGUGUCAAUUCUUUCCUUCAUAAUCAAAAAAAGGUUUUUUUGCCAAAAAACUGCGUGUUAAAAAAUUUUUAGAUGGGAAACUCAUCUUACAUAUUCCUUAUUUACAUGUUCACUAACAAAAUUGAGUUUAAUUGACUAUCAAAGGGGCUGUUAUGCAGCGUAUUUUCGUUACUGAUGUGCUUCAUACAUUUCUCUAGACUUUUAUACCACGCAAUACUUCUUGUGGAUUUUCUGGUUCAUAUUACCGUAAGAAUGUCCUAAUGUAAUAAUUGAUACUUUUUCUCAGGGUGGUAGCUGUUAACAGUGUGACGUCAUUCCUUCUGUUCAUGGGCAAGCUGUUAGUGGUUGGAAUUGUUGGUGAGUCAGUUUUUCUGCCUGAUUAACAUAAUUGUCAUCAUCCUCGAAUAAAUUGUCCUAGCCACUACUUGAUGUCGAUGAUCCUCUAAGUGGGGCAUGGAAAGACAGGUUGCGGCUUCACUGAAACGUUUUUUACUCUCGCCGAAACACAUUCUAAACAACGAAGCAGUUCUUUGCCCCAAAUAAAUGGUGUUUGAGUUACAAUAAAAUUGUACGUGAGUCACAGUUAGUCCUAAAUACUUUGGUUCCGUGAGAAAGUGACACAAGAUCGCGUUACAAUGUUUAUUUCAUAUUGUUAUUUUUCAGCGGUCUGCAGUUUCUUUUGGUUUGAUAAAAUAAGCAAAGAUGAUCCCGACACUCUUCAGUUUGAUGUCGUGCCAACCAUCGUAAGUAGACUAAGUGCAUUCAUUUGUCAUCCUCUGGAUUUCGCAGUGGACACUGACAAAUACUAAAAGUGCCUUUUGAAGACGGAAUCUUAAAACUUUUCUGAAAGUUUUUUGUUUAAAUGUUCCUUUUAGAGUAACUCACCGUAGCUUUGGACUUUCUCUGAAGUACUGUCAAGACGUUUCUUAAUGUGAAUUUGAAGCUCCGAAAUCUCGGUCGCUAACAUAUGAAUUCUAAACCAUCACAUCGACUUAAAAAAUUAUUGUUUUUGCUUCCAUUUAAUUUCAGGUGAUGGUGAUUUUUGCCUACGCUGUAGCCAUCCUGUUCUUCGAUGUCUAUGACAUGGCCAUCGACACCAUAUUCCUGUGCUUCUGUAAGUAUUCUAGAAUCCAGAAUACUUAAAAAACGUUUCAGGAGAUAGAUCUUGACGUGUUAAUGGACGGAGAAAACAAAAUAUAAUGAAACUAGGAAGACAACUAUGCAGUCGCCCGUUCGAACAAGAGAAGUUGGCGAGCGGACACAAAGGAUUGUGAACAAAGUUUUAACAGUCAUCGCGAACCCAGUUAACGUUUUCCUCUACUCAUUAAGUCAAAUCAUGAGACUGGGAGCAGUUUCGGAUGAAUUAUCACUCUUCGUUUGCCAAAUCGAAUUGUAUCGUAGUUUGUCGUUAUCGUGGUGUUUUUUAUGUGUUUGCGGAAGAAAGCCGUAAAAUUAGAGAAGGAAAGGAUCAAGAACUGGUUAUAAGUUUAGAGCACAUGACGCUCCGGAAUUCAAAUCCUUGUCACAGAGUUCGUAACGAGUUUUCAAGAGCUAUCUCCUUCAAUAUUUACGAAAAUGCUCUGAUUAUGUUUCAAUCCAAUUCGUUUUAGUGGAAGACAUCGAGAUGAAUGAUGGCAGUGCUGAAAAGCCUUACUUCAUGAGUGAUUCACUCAAAGGGAUACUGGACCUACAGAACCGCCCGCCCACGGAGGGGAAUGACGAAGGUCGGAAGUGAGCCAAUGGACUACACCCAAAAAACUUUUCAACUUUCUGGAUAUUUCUUAGUUUCCUCAUUACUACUAUAUGAAAACAACAAUCCAGAAUCUAUUUUCUAGAUUUUAUGUACUUAACAAAGCUAUCGUUCAUGGAAUCCUGAUGUGACUAAUAGGUGCAGUAACCCGACUGUAACUUAAAGUCAGUCGCGUUUUGAACGACUGGGAGCCAAAAUGCAGGGGAUUUUUGUCACUGACUCGAGCCUGGCAGCAUGUAAUAUAAUUCUAGGUUAAGCUGUUGUUGGAAAUAGUUUUUUUUGUGUGACUGAAGUGGGAGGUGCGCAGAAAAUUAGGAAUAUGACCAAAACUUAAACGUACGUCAUCGAAAUUGUAAUGCUUAACUUUCAUACCUACCUCUCUAAGCAGAAUUGUUUGUGUCAGUGGUAGUUUUCAAUUUUGUAUUGCUAAUAAAAGGCAUUUAAGAAUUACCAUAAUGACGUGUACCCUCGUACUAAAGUAAAGCACUAGCUCUUAAUGUAUUAGACUCAAUCCUUCUGUCCUUUGAGAGUAUCUGACCAUACUAAUCUAACAGCUCAAAGAAGGAAUGAAAAAUUAAAGCAACCACUCUUGUCAGAC
Messenger RNA from Pocillopora meandrina, 20789 nucleotides. Lineage: Eukaryota; Metazoa; Cnidaria; Anthozoa; Scleractinia; Pocilloporidae. The record is from the annotation of a GenBank genome assembly.